AUGGUCGCGAUGAAGGUUCGUGACGUGCCAAAUCGACUCGUCAUCGGUCCCGAGGAACCAGCGGGCAUGGAUUGCUUCGCUGACGACCGAGAUGCGCUCAACGAUUUCGCCAAGUAUUACAAUAAUGCCCAUCUCAGCGAUGUCAACGUCAUCGUUGGGGACGAAAAUUUUGCUGCCCAUCGUCUCAUCUUGGCGAAGAAUAGUGAGUUUCACGGUGAAAUUGUUCAAAAUUUUAUCGAUCUAAAGGUGUUUCCAGCGUUCCUUCGAUUUCUCUACUGUAAUCAUGUGGUGCUACAUCAAGAUAACUGUCUACCGAUACUCAUACUAGCGGACAAGUAUAACGUGAUCAGCUUGAAAAAGGUCUGCAUCGAUUUCGCUAUAUCUGAGAUCCUUCCCAGUCUAAUGUUGAAGGAUGUAUUCAGUAUAUGGUUCUCGUAUGCAACAAAAGCCUAUCAUCAGCUGCUGAUUAGGGCAUGCAUCCAAACGAUCGCUCGGGACUUUGAACUGCUUAUCACCGAGGAAUGGGAGAAGAGUUGGUUGGCGUUGGAUCGUGACCAAAUGAUCGAGAUUCUCAAAUGCAAUCAGCUUGUGGUCGCCAACGAGUACCGUUUAUGGGAGGCGGUGAUGCGAUGGCUGCAAGCACCAAAUCAUCCGGAACGACGAGGCACAACAGCCAGCCCUUUAUUGAGCUCAUUGCUGCCCUAUAUCCGAUUUCCAUUCAUGACCGCGGACGAGUUGACACAUGUUGAGCGCUCACAGUUUGCCGAAUGCUAUCCGAAGCUGUUUCAUCCGCAGAUAUUGCUAGCCUAUAAAUUUCAAGCACUUCCUCUUUCAAGCAGAGUCAAUUGCAAGGAGUUCCUGACGACGCAGUUUCUGCUGCGCAACUACACCGAUAUACGAUGGGACAAGCGGAUAUCAAUCUCGAACGAACAACUGUAUCAGAGGGCUGCCUCAUGCGUCAUGCACAUUAUACGCACACGUUCUUGCACCUUUCCGCUGCAAACAUGGCAAUGGACUCUGAAAUUGGGCGGUUCAUCGUAUUCGAAUGCUGUCGACGAUGUCCUUAAAGCCUAUCUAAUCUCGGAAGAUAUCGAUCAGCCAAGAUCAAUCGAGUACAUGCUGUCGAUUGUCGAUGAAAAGCGCGUGUUAAGAUCGUUCUCGAGCAAGAAGAACUUCACAAAAACUAGGUUUGCGAAAAGUUUAUUUUACAUUUUGGUUCGAGUUACACCAUAUUUCUUCAUAAAGAUGAUACUGGUGACCUAA
Angiostrongylus costaricensis is the source of this 1263-nucleotide messenger RNA. The record is from the annotation of a GenBank genome assembly. Lineage: Eukaryota; Metazoa; Nematoda; Chromadorea; Rhabditida; Metastrongylidae.